GGGGGCGGGACCUGGUGGCUAGUCACGUGAGGCGGCGGGACGGGCGGAUGCAGGGAGGAGGCCACGCGCAGCAAAGCAGCGCCGCGAGCUCAGGGUUUAGGAGCCGUUGCUGGGGACAGAAAGACGGGGACGUGAGCGGCCAUUGAGGGUGGCUAGGGUGCAUGUGAACCCCCCACCCCAUCUGCUUGGUGUGCGGGCUGAGCUUCGAGGGGCUGAGCUUCGAUGGAGGACCACAUGUCUGGGCACAACAAGGAGAAGCGUUAUGAGUGCGACGUGUGUGGCAAGGCCUGGCAGUGCCUGAACGAACUGGAGAUCCACCGGAGGGUUCACACGGGUGAACGCCCCUUCGACAGCUCCGACUGCAGCACGCUCUUCAAGACGGCAAAGGACCUGAAGUUGCAGCGGCAGGUGCACACGGGCGAGAAGCCCUAUGGCUGCUCCACCUGUGGCAAGAGCUUUGCACGGUUAUCGGGGCUGCUGUAUCACCGGCAGGUGCACAGCAGUGAGCGGCCCUUCACCUGCUCCGACUGCGGCAAAUGCUACAAGUGGUCCGCGAACCUGAAGAGGCACAGGCUCCAGCACACCGGGGAGCGCCCCUUCACCUGCAGCGACUGCGGCAAGGGCUUUACCGACUCCAGCCACCUGCUGCUGCACCAGCGCAGCCACACCGAUGAGCGCCCCUUCACCUGCAUCCAUUGUGGCAAAGGCUACACCCAGUCCAGCCACCUGCAGCAGCACCAGCGCACCCACACCGACGAGCGCCCCUUCAGUUGCACCCAGUGCAGUAAAAGCUACACCCAGUCCAGCCACCUGCUGCAGCACCAGCGCACCCACACCGGGGAGCGCCCCUUCACCUGCAGCGACUGCGGCAUGGGCUUCACCCAGUCCUGCAACCUGAUGUCCCACCAGCGCACCCACACCGGCGAGCGCCCCUUCAUCUGCACCCAGUGUGGCAAAGGCUUCACCCAAUGCAGCACCCUGCUGAUGCACCAGCACACCCACACAGAUGAGAAGCCCUUUGGCUGCUCCGACUGUGGCAAAGGCUUCAAGUCAUUAAAGUACCUGAAGAUACACAGGCACGUGCACACCGGGGAGCGCCCCUUCACCUGCAGCGACUGCGGCAAGGGCUUCACCCGCUCCACCAGGCUGCUGCAGCACAAACGCACCCACAUCACCGAACGCCCCUACACCUGUGCCCAGUGCGGCAAGGGCUUCACCAGCUCCACCAGGCUGCUGUCCCACCAGCGGGUGCACGCCGGUGACCGUCCCGUCCCGAGCCCAGUGUGUGGAGAGCGAUUUACCAUGGCCUCCCAGGCCCUGUCUCACCAGUAGCCAGCCCUACGAUUGCCCUUACGGUUGUGAGGCGGUUGACAGCUCGCGGGGGUUGCAGCAGCACCGGCGGGUCCAUGCCAGCGAAGGCUGCUCCCACUGCGGCAGCGUUUCAAGAGAGCACAGAGGCUGCGGGAGAACCAGCGGAUACACACCGGAGAGAGACCCUUAGUGUGGCAGCACCGGCGUACCCAUAGAUAGAUAGAUAUGCCAUUUAUUGUCACUAUACAUGUACAGUGAAAUUGAAAGCUGCUCGUACUCAGUGAGUCCCUUCCCCUGCCCGUCCUGUGGUAAGGGCUUUACCUGCCUGGAGCACCGGCGAGUCCACACCGGCCAGCGCCCCUUCACCCGCCCGCCCUGUGGCAAGGCCUUUGCCCGCUCCUCCAGCCCGCUGGCACAUCGCAACAUGGAUAGAUAGGCACUGUUUAGGUAGACACAAAAUGUUGGAUGGGAUGGGUAAUGUUUCGGGUCGAGACCCUCUUCAGUCGCGAUGCCCAUUCCUUCGAUGUAAGUUGGGCUAAAGGGCCUGUUUCUGUGCCAGGUGACUAGUGCAGAUGGGGCAUGUUGGCCGGUGUGGGCAGGUUGGGUUGAAGGAAGGACCUGUUUCCAUGCUGGGUGACUGACUCAUUCAGUUUUGUAAAUGGGAGGUCAGGACUGCUCUCUAGUUGGUGAGAGGACGGUUCAGUUGCCUGAUAACA
Leucoraja erinaceus (little skate) is the source of this 2027-nucleotide messenger RNA. RefSeq names its product gastrula zinc finger protein XlCGF8.2DB-like. The transcript has 2 exons. Gene Ontology annotation, biological process: regulation of transcription by RNA polymerase II. The record is from RefSeq and is a predicted model, not a curated record. Lineage: Eukaryota; Metazoa; Chordata; Chondrichthyes; Rajiformes; Rajidae. Gene Ontology annotation, molecular function: DNA-binding transcription factor activity, RNA polymerase II-specific; RNA polymerase II cis-regulatory region sequence-specific DNA binding. The coding region runs from base 223 to 1332 and encodes 369 amino acids.